Erinaceus europaeus (western European hedgehog) is the source of this 1664-nucleotide messenger RNA. RefSeq names its product glycoprotein A33 (gene GPA33). The transcript is spliced from 7 exons. Bases 96 to 1046 code for a protein of 316 amino acids. NCBI's taxonomy places the organism in Eukaryota, Metazoa, Chordata, Mammalia, Eulipotyphla, Erinaceidae. The record is from RefSeq and is a predicted model, not a curated record. Gene Ontology annotation, cellular component: plasma membrane.
CUCUGAACCAGAGGUUACCAUUGCUGUUACCAGUCAGCCUAACCCUGUAUGAGCUACCAGUACCUGGUAGGUUCUGGGAGUAAGGGAGUGCCACCAUGGCAGGGAAGAUUGGGCCUGUGUUGUGGACCCUCUAUACAGUCUGGGUCACCAUAAGUGCCAUAAAUGUGCAAACCCCACAGGAUGCUAUUCGGGCUGCUCGAGGAAAGAGUGCCACUCUUCUUUGUACCUACCAGACCUCUGCCUUUGACCGAGAUGGGGUCAUUCAAUGGAACAAGCUUCUGAAGUCUCAUACGGAAAACGUGUUCACCUGGAAGUUUGAGGACAAGACAGCUAUCUAUGGUGACUUUUACAAGAACCGUGUCAACAUAUCACACAAUGCACAGUAUUCUGAUGCCUCUAUCACCAUUGGGGAACUGACCAUGGAUGACAACGGCACCUAUGAAUGUUCAGUCACAAUGAUGGUAGACCUGACUGGCACCAGCAGGUCUCGAGUUCAUCUGCUGGUCCUUGUGCCACCAUCCAAACCAGUUUGUGCCAUCGAGGGAGAGACUGUGAUUGGGAACAACAUCCAGCUCACCUGCCGAUCAGAGGAGGGUUCCCCUGCCCCUCAGUACAGCUGGAAGAGCUAUGACAUACAGCACAAGGAGCGACCACUGGCCCCAGCAGUUCUGGGUCAGACUUUCCCUCUGAAGAACAUCUCCACAGACAUGUCAGGAUACUAUAUCUGCUCCUCCAGCAAUGAGGUGGGAGAUAAGUCCUGCAACAUCACCCUGGCUGUUCAACCUCCCUCCAUGAACGUGGCAUUGUACGCAGGCAUUGCAGGAGGGGUGGUGGCAGUCCUCAUCCUAGUUGGAAUCAUCAUUUACUGCUGCUGCUGCCGGUCUGAAAGCAACAAGGAUGAGGAAGCCAGGCCGAACCGGACAAUCUACAGAGAGCCUACUGAGCAGAUGGAAGAACUUUCCAGAGGGCAAGAUGAAGAUGGUGGCUACAGACACACAGACCAGAACAGCUGGGGGCGUGAGUCCCUAGACCCAGACAGCCGGUGACAGGGCACUAUGUGCUGUGGGAAAGCCUAUGCUGUGAUCACCUCGAAGUCCCUUUCUGGUCCUCAGUCCCAGGCAACAAUAGGCUGCUCUUCCCGUCAAUUGCUGGCAGACUUGGCUGGGCCUGGCCAGGUUGAAGCUUCUAUGUAACUGACCCUCAACUAUCUUCCAUUAAGGACCCUCUACCCAACUGUCCUGUCUGCACCAGGUGUCACCCUCAUGUCCCUGGACAGACAGGAGGUUGGGGGGCAGUGGGCAGACUGUGGGACUGUGACUGUGAUGACAUCAGAAAUAAUUCAUGGAGAGUACUUUACCUUCUCAGGUGGAUCUGAAUUCUGGCUUAUCCUGUCCAUUAUUUAUGACAUUCAAUGUACCUGCUCACUUCUUUACGCUACUCUUUGUAGCAUUUGCUGAAUACCUUCUCACAUAAACAUGAAUACCUCAGAGUUUACAUUUGAGGAAAGAUAUGUCGAGAUAAUAACAAUAAUAAAAAAAGCUGUCAGCACCUGGAGUAGCUACUGGAGUUGGAGCUGAAAUCACCUCCAACCAGAAAAACAGAGUAUACCCAUACUGUUCUUAAAGGGUAUUCAAUCCUUUUAAUUCAUGGCCAAAAGCAUUUUU